AUGAACAAUAGUGAGGAAUAUCUGAGUGACAGUACUAAGAAAAUAUUUUUCCUUAUCAACCACGUGAUCAUCGGGAUGACGAUAUGUGUCUUUGGAAUUGUGGGUAACUGUCUGAACAUUGCUGUGUUCCUCAAACAGGGCCUGCGCGUGUCUAUAAACCUGAGCCUCUUUGCCAUGUCUCUUUCUGAUCUGAUUGGUUUAAUUUUUCAAGUCUGGCACAAGUUUUGUUUGAAUCCAUACCUGGAGCUUGCAGACUUGCCCAUCGAUUUCCUGUCCGUGCAGAUCCUGACGGCGGGGUCUCCAAACAUCGCAAUGUCACGCAUCACUUGUUGGAUCACAAUGUACAUCACAGCUGAGAGAUGUCUCUCCGUUUUAUUACCUUUGAGGAUCAGAAACAUCGUGACGUUUAAAAGGACUGCGGUCAUUCUUCUCUUCUGCUACAGUAUUAACCUGGCGUUUUACUUCCCAGUAUACUCGUCCAGUUCCCUUGACUGGAGUUUUGAUCCGAAUGUGAACAGGACUCUAUUUACGAUCGUGGACAAUAACAGGACAAUGAUGGUCAGCCUGUUAAUGAACGUGUCCCACUUCUACCUGUCGGUCAUCGCUUUUAUAUGCAACGUCAUCUUCACAGCCAUCUUGGUGGUCAGUCUGAAGAAAAAGUCUGACUGGAGAAGAAGCGCCACCUUCGUCGGUGAUCAGAACGAGGCUCUCACGAGACGUGACAAGAAAACUGUCACCAUGGUGAUUACAGUGGCUGCAAUUCUCAUCGUCUGCUACUCUCCUGGCGUCACGAGUUGUUUCGUCGAAAUUUUCGUCCCUGAUUUUUCUAUUUUCGCUAAGCAAAGAAAUGUUUAUCAAGUGAUCUGGUCUUUCUGUUUCUUGUUUCAUUCAGUCAACGCCAGCAUCAACGUCAUUGUCUAUUACAGAAUUAGUUCUAAGUAUAGAACAACUUUUAAUAAGAUUUUAUUUGGAUAA
Molecule: messenger RNA, 975 nt
Organism: Biomphalaria glabrata
Lineage: Eukaryota; Metazoa; Mollusca; Gastropoda; Planorbidae
Product: probable G-protein coupled receptor AH9.1
Exons: 1
Coding region: 1-975 (324 amino acids)
Biological process (GO): G protein-coupled receptor signaling pathway
Cellular component (GO): membrane
Molecular function (GO): G protein-coupled peptide receptor activity
Source: RefSeq, a predicted model, not a curated record